UGAUAAUAACUGUUUCUAUUUUGUUUCAGAAGAUGAAAACGGAGGAUAAGAAUAACAUGCCAAAAGUUCGUAUAGCAGUGAUUGGCAAAUCAAACGUUGGAAAAUCAGCUUUGACCGUACGAUAUUUGACAAGAAGAUACAUCGGUGAAUACAGAAGCAACACAGAUCUUCUGUACCGUCAAACUCUGACAGUGAACAAUUCCGCUUUGGAAGUUGAGAUUGUAGACGUCUGCAGUUGCGACAUUCAAGCUUUUCCAGAAGAAGCGAUAUAUUGGGCGGACGCUUGUGUCGUCGUCUACGAUAUCACCUGCAGAGAUUCCUUCAACCAAGCCACUGAUAUGCUCCAAAGAGUGCUGCAACUGAGAAAUCAGAUCCCUAGGGUACUGCUAGGAAACAAGGCUGAUCUCGAACACCUCAGACAGAUCGAGGAAAUAGAAGGUCGUACCCUAGCGAUCCAAAACAAUUGCCAAUUCCACGAAGUGUCAGUGGCCGAAAACUCCCCCGUCAUCUACUCAGCUUUCGAUACGAUACUGAACGAAUGCCGUUCCGUCCAAUCGACUCAGAAAACUCGUAAGUUCUCCGUGUCCAAAAUGUUCGGAACCCUGAUCGGCAACACCAACAGCAAAGGUAUCGCUCCCACGAACCAGGGAGGCACCGUCGUUGUUUGCCACAAGUCCGACUUGUACAAAUCCAGAGUGAUCAGAAGAAGACAGAACUUCACGGCUACUGCGUCGCUGUGACUAUCGGUGAAGGAAGAGUUGGACGCUCGUUGAGAAAAAUUUUGAAGCCGCGGAAAGCGGCGUGGAAAAUUUGGAAUUCAGUGUUCUCCAGUUUUAUGGAGAAUACCAAAGUGGUAUAUUUGAAUGUAUAUAUUGUUAUAUACGAAGAACAAUAUACAAUAAUUAGAAUUGUGGAUGAGAUCCUUUGAGAGCUCGGGAUUCUUUGAAUCAAUGUAUUUCUUCAAUUGAUGUUAACAACCUCUCAACCGAUCUGAGGAAAAAUCGACCGAAAUACUUCACAAGAUUAUUCGGCUAACUACUGUUGAAUCGAAUUCGUGCAAUAAGUUUGGAUUUGAACAAAGAAUACAAAGCCCACAGAAGCUUAGAACUAGUAUUUUCGUGUACCCUGAAUUUUUUGUACUUACCGAAACCACCAGAGGGCGAUGUGAGUACGAUGUCAUAUUUAUCAUAUGUAUCAACAGAAUUGGGUAGCUAGCAGUCGCUGAAAACCAUUCGGCCAGAUAAUAUCGAAGUUGGGAUGUACGCCAAAAUUAAAUUUAAUCAAAAAGCAGACUGAUUUGUCAGCGACUGCUGCCCAGUUCUGUUGGUAAUCACAUUAAAUACUGACAUCGCCCUCUAGUGGCUAGGGUGAGUUCUGAAAAUUUCGGAGUGCACGAAAGUGUCAGUUCUGAGCUUCUAUGGGCUUUGAAUUCUUUGAUUUGGGUGAAUGCUUUAAGAUGUGAACUCGUCUAAAUAUUAAAUUUCGAAUGUGUUGAGAUGCUAGUUUAUCUGGCUGAGAAACAAAACUAAAUAUGCGUAUUAUUCAAAAAAUCUGUCCAAUCAUAAAACUUGACAAUAUGUUUAGUUUUGUAGUAAUUUCACUAAAGUGGAUCGAAUAUUGAAUUAGUUUGUUCCAGCUAGGCUGGUAGUAUUUAGGAGACGACGACUUUACGAAUCUCUUCAAAGCGAUUUGGAGUAGUUUGUGAGAACUCUGAGGAUAGACCAAAUAUUUUAUAAAUAUAUUUUAUAAUAUGUGUGUGCUAAAAACGGCUGUGAUAUCAUAUUGUAUGUUUUUUGUAUUGUCAAAAUGAUUUUCUUGUAAAAAAUGAAUCUAUUCAUGUUGAAUAAAUUUAUAUUAUUUAUUUA
Leptinotarsa decemlineata (Colorado potato beetle) is the source of this 1865-nucleotide messenger RNA. RefSeq names its product ras-related and estrogen-regulated growth inhibitor-like protein. Gene Ontology annotation, molecular function: GTPase activity; GTP binding. The record is from RefSeq and is a predicted model, not a curated record. Lineage: Eukaryota; Metazoa; Arthropoda; Insecta; Coleoptera; Chrysomelidae.